Molecule: messenger RNA, 3880 nt
Organism: Xiphias gladius (swordfish)
Lineage: Eukaryota; Metazoa; Chordata; Actinopteri; Istiophoriformes; Xiphiidae
Gene: stam
Product: signal transducing adaptor molecule (SH3 domain and ITAM motif) 1
Exons: 15
Coding region: 486-1994 (502 amino acids)
Biological process (GO): protein transport to vacuole involved in ubiquitin-dependent protein catabolic process via the multivesicular body sorting pathway
Cellular component (GO): ESCRT-0 complex
Molecular function (GO): phosphatidylinositol binding; ubiquitin binding
Source: RefSeq, a predicted model, not a curated record
AAAAACAGUGAACCUUCGCGCGACUGUUCUGUGAUCAAAGCGACGAGCCAACGUCACGUGAUCGCCAUCACCUGACGAUGACAUGGUUUUAUUUUUAUUUUUUACGGCAAGGGCAAUUUCUAGCUUAUGGUUUAUUUUAUCUUCGGUGUACACUGAAUUAACAGGUGUGAGGGCAAAAUUGGCCGAUGACAGCAGUUUAUUUAUCACGGGACCGCUACCCAGAAUACUUCGCUUAUUGCUGUCUGGCGAAGGAGUGACAGUGUAGAACAGAGUCAGCUAGCCCCGCUUGAAAUACAUGAAGUUGUCGUUACUAUGCGUUUUUAUUGUAUGAAAUAAACCACAGAGGGAAAGAAAAUAACAGGGGAAGGCGAAAUCUGUUGUUGUCAAUACACCAGCAAUGCCUCUCUUCACUACCAACCCAUUUGACCAAGAUGUUGUGACUACUUUACUUCACGAUUACAAAAGCAGAGAAAGCAACCAGUGAGAUGAACACAGCCGAGGACUGGGGCCUCAUUCUGGACAUAUGUGAUAAGAUAGGACAGUCACGCACUGGGCCUAAAGAAUGUCUGCGCUCUAUAAUGAGAAGAGUGAACCACAAGGAUCCUCAUGUGGCCAUGCAGGCACUGACUCUCCUUGGUGCUUGUGUCUCCAACUGUGGGAAGAUAUUCCACUUGGAGGUGUGCUCCAGAGAGUUUGCCAGUGAAGUCAGUAAUGUUUUAAACAAGGGCCACCCCAAAGUGUGUGAGAAGCUGAAGGCCCUCAUGGUGGAGUGGGCAGAGGACUUCCGCAAUGAUCCGCAACUCAGUCUGAUCUCAGCAAUGAUCAAGAAUCUACGUGAGCAGGGUGUCACUUUCCCUGCAGUGGGGUCCCAGGCUGCAGAGCAAGCAAAAGCAAGCCCUGCUUUAGUGGCAAAGGAUCCGUCCACUUCAACAAACAAAAAAGAAGAGGAAGACUUGGCUAAAGCUAUUGAGCUGUCACUGAAGGAGCAACGUCAGCAGCCACAGACCUCCCUGUCGAGCCUUUACCCAAGCACCUCCAACCUGCUUUCCUCACACAAGUCGGAUGGGAGAAAAGUCCGCGCCAUCUACGACUUUGAGGCCGCUGAGGACAAUGAGCUCACCUUCAAGUCGGGAGAGAUCAUAACUAUCCUGGACGAUAGUGACCCCAACUGGUGGAAAGGGGAAACAUACCAGGGAGUGGGGCUGUUCCCCUCUAACUUUGUCACUGCUGACCUCACUGCAGAGCCUGAGAUGAUGAAGACAGAGAAGAAGACAGUACAGUUUAGUGAGGACAUCCAGGUGGAGACCAUAGAGCCUGAACAAGAGCCUGUAUAUAUAGACGAGGACAAAAUGGACCAGCUACUGCAGAUGAUCCAGAGCGCAGAUCCCACAGACAACCAGUCAGACAGCGUUGAGUUACUACAGCUCGAAGGUGCCUGCAAUCAAAUGGGACCCCUCAUUGACCAGAAGUUGGAGGACAUAGACAGGAAGCACUCAGAGCUGUCAGAGCUGAACGUGAAGGUGAUGGAAGCUCUGUCUUUGUACGCCAAGUUGAUGAAUGAGGAUCCAGUCUACGCCAUGUAUGCUAAGCUGCAGAGCCAACAGUACUACAUGCAGCAGCCUGCAAAUGCAGCACAACAGGUCUACCCUGGUCAGCCUGCAUCAGGUUCAUACGCCAUGAGCGGUACUGCGGUGCAGGGUUACACUGUUCCCAUGGAGCAGCUUCCAGCUGGAACCCCCAUACCUGGCCAGCCAGCUCCCAGUGAUGUUCAUAUGUACAUGGGCCAGCCGCCAGUCUACACAGCAGCUCCAGGCAGCAUGGCCCCAGCAGACGUUCAGUCCUACCAGAACCCAGCCACAGCCCCCGGCCCCGCCCCAGGCACGACUCACACAGGCAUGACGCAGACGCCAAACUACAGCAUCCCCUCUGGCCAAAGCAUAGCACCUUCCUCAGACGCAGCACAGGCCCCCUACUCAGAGAAAGCCUUGCUAUAGGGCCUUCUCAGCUCACUGUUAGCCUCACGCAUAAACACGUAACAUGCACCAGACCUGAUCAAAUAGUGGUCUUACGUAAUUUCCUUUAUCAUGUGUUAUGAUUUGUUUUGUCAUGAAACACCCGAUGGCUGGAAAGACACAAAUAAGGGUAGACUAACCUUAACAUAUGACACCCUUUUGUGUUAUUCUAUCUGGCAGAAAGUGAAAUAUACAGUUACACUUCUCACUCCAUGUUUAGAAGUGAUCAUGAGGCUUUGAUUUGAAGAGCUCACACCAAGCCACACAUGGUCUGAAAGUACUUUUAGGAUUACAUUGAUUAAUUAUGUUAUUGCAUCUUCGCUCCUCUGCUCCAUGUCUUCACCCGAUUUAGAUGUGCAGACACGGAGGAGCUUUCAGUUGCACUUUCUUCUUCCGUUGCACUUAUUUCAUUUUUGGCCAUCAUUCAGGCCUGAUCACUUCCAAAUCGAGAUCUAAUAGCAGUAUUUGCAUUGUCCAUUUUUGUGUACGAGACCUGACAUUUUUGUUUCCUAGAGGUGACAGGACUAUUGCAAAAUUGUGUUAACAAUUUAUUUUAUGGGUCGGUAUUUUUUAAUAAUUUCCUAGGAAGUUUCCUGGGAAGAACUAGAUAAUUUUUAUACUAGUUAUAGAGGAAAUGAGACAGGUUCUUUUAGUUAGGCUUUAGUUGAAUUUAUAGGCAAUUGUUGAUUAAAAAAGGCUCUAUUUGAACCUAAGUAAAGCAAAAAAUUUAUUCUUCAUACUGUAUAGAGUAUGUUGAAUAGUAUGCAUGUUUGUAGACAAAUUUCACAUUUUUGCAUGUUUCAGCUGAUCUACUGUUUACUUAAAAAUGUUUAGGUCAUACUAGCAAUUAAUUUGAAUUAAUCAAUUUCAGGUAUGCCAGUUUCUACACUUUUUUAUUUGUAAUUAGUACCAAUCUCCAUAGUUCUUUCCCAGAAACUUUUGAGGAAAUUAUGAAGAAAUUAUGGACCUGUUAAAUAAAGCAUCAGCAAAUUGCUUUGAGAAAACAAGUGUAACUGUAACCACUUCAAUCCAACAUCAUAAUACAUAUGCAAUUACUAUUUGAUCACGUGUGAAACACACACAUGCAUUCCUUCACGCCACUCCCAACAUGCACACUGGAGCUACACACACGAUACUCAAACACACUACAGGCAGGUGAACAGCAGUUGACACUCAAGCAAAUAUAGUUGCAGCACUUGGUUCACACAUCCUCAGCUGCAUGUGAUAAUUUUACCUUCACUCACACACUAACAUGGAGAUAAAUCCACAUGCCACAGCCUUCUCACCCUCUUAAAGCAACUGCAGUGCGAAUCACUUCCCAAAAAAGGGGCGUUGACUCACAUUUCUUUUUCUUUUUUUUUUUAUACAUCAGAAAAUGGACAUUUAGCGAUGCUGAAAACAUUCGGCUACUUCAUUCUGUAUAUGUUGUCGACUUUGAGAAGUACUGAAAACUAAAGCCACUUUGUUUUUUUGGAGGGAAAAGAAACAAGAGAAGUUAAAGCAUGCACAUGACUCUUGUAUAUACUGUACUGAAUUAGUAGUGAAGCCACAUGAUGGGAUGUAUGUUAACACAGCUCCGGGUGCUUUGCUCAGCCUUAAAGGCGAACUCUGCAGUCAUCAUAUCCCAUGUGAAUUAAAAGGUGUAGAAGCUAAAGAGAACAAAGCGGGGAAAAAAAUGCCCACAUGCCAGAAAAACACAACAUAAUUUUCUCUUUCUUUUCGUUUUUCCUUCAAUGACUCCUCACUUCAUUCUGCAGAGUUUUCCUUUUCAAAACAAGCAGUUCUGCAUCCUUGUUGGUGGAUGUAAGACUAGCUCUGUCUUCAUUCAGGAGCUGUACUAACAGACUGGUACCACAGACUUGGCUACU